AAAUCAUUUUUCUACAUUACCUUUUGAAUUCGUUUUUUUUCCUUGAAGUAGUAUUGCCAGCUGAGAAAACAUUGGAUAUUGAACGGAAGGUUGUGACUGCUGUGGAAUAUCUUAAGUCAAUUGAAGCAUUUCCAAAUACACAAUUGAUUGCAUUGAACGAAAAGAAAUUCACUGGUCAAUUCAUAUGUUCAAUAGUACUUGUUCAUAUUGAUUUACAUAAUCAACUUCAUGCAAGAUCGCAAUUUGAACGUGGUUCUAUGAAUGGAUCAUUUUCAUUUGAAUUAGAAUCAGAAACAUUUAAAUAUCUAUAUGAAAUAAUCGAAUACUUAACAGUAGUACAAGCAUCAUCCGAUGCAAAUCUCGAAUAUAUUUUGAAUGUUUGUUUACGGUUAUUUGCAACACAUUUACAAUUUUUAAUAAGCGCAAAUUUCGAUAAUUUUCAUGAGUUUUUGAGCGAACAUGAUAUUGAAAAAUGGUUCGUAUUGAUAUCCAAAUUAGCUUUUGAUGAUAAAUUAGAAGAGAGAACAAGAGAAGCUUCACAAGCAUUGACCUAUUUGAUCGAAAAACAAGCAUCAUCGUUUGGUAAAAUAUUGACAUUAAUUCAUACACAUAUCAUUGAAAACAAACAUCCAAUAUUAAUCGAUCUGUUAUUAAAUAAAUUAAAUCAACAAGUAUUCACAUAUAAAUGGAUUGAGAUUCUUUGUAAUCAUCAACAUACACAAGACAGCGCAUUAGCACACAAAGUCUUACAUUCAUUCAUUGAUAUAGUCUUAAAAGCGACUUUCGUAGACAUUGAAAAAGUUAAACGAUUACGCGAAAUUAUAAUUAUGUUUCAAGAAUUGCUUUUAAUUUACUUAAAUAAUCAAUCGGGUGACAUAUCCGAUGAACUUGAAUCAUCCGCUCUGUUAACGCUUGGUAUAGAAUAUUCGACACAUGUAAUCAAAGAUUGUCUUCAACAAGAAAUGCAAAGUCCUUUAUUUGAAUCACUUCUUCUUCGCCUAUGUACUCUAACGGAAUCGAAAUUUAACUUUGCUAUCAUACAACCAAUUUUUGCUACUAUCAUGCCUUUAUUUGCCGAAUAUUUAAUACAGAAAAAAAAAUCGAUAAUGAGCUAUCGUUUAAUUAUUGGUCCACCACAGAGUCCAUUAGAGAAAAAAUAUAAUACAAUAUUGAAAUUACCAUUAUUUUCUGGUGGAUAUGAAACUUUAACAACAGAUAUGAAUCCAUAUCUAUUGAAUUUAUUCAAAUCUGACUUAACUACUUACAAUCGAUUUGGUUUACCCUUGCGACGACAACAAUCGAUAUUAGACAAUCAUUUUUUAAUUUCAAUUUAUCAUAAUAUUGAUCAAGGUGCACAAUUGAUAUCAAAAAUGAAAUUAUUUAUUCGAGAGAAACAAAAUACUUUGCAAAAAUCAAUUGAACCCAUUGCGAACGAUGCUUGUGCUGCAGUAUUCGCCGUUUAUAUUAAAUAUUAUCGUCGUAUUGAUCUAGCUCAACAUGAAUUAACUCAACCAAUUGAACAAAAACCACAUGCUAAACUUCUCUUACUCUAUGAAUAUGCCAAUCAAGUACGAACAAUUUUUGCAACGACAAAAGCUCAAGGUGGUGAUUGUCAUGAACCUUGUCAAAAUAUUAAAAAUGACGCAUUAUUAUUACUCGUAUCGAUUAGGGAGAGUUCUUUCAUUGCAAAAAUUAAAAAGAAUUUUUCAUUACCAAUUGUCACUACGAAAGUAUUUCCCUUGCAACGACAACAAUCACGUUGGACAAAAGCAAAAUAUAUUAUUCGAUUACUUCGUAAUAAACUAAACGCGUGUAUGCGUUUAAGAUAUUUGAUGUUGCAAAAAAAACAAGCCGUUGAACAAAAGAAAGAUAGUGAAAGUGUUAUGCAUCGAGCUAUUACAUCUUGUUUAUAUGGAAAUGGAAAAUUGAAUCCAACGAAAUUGUUAAAUGUCUCACACGACAAUAUCAACGAUCUAUGA
Messenger RNA from Rotaria sp. Silwood2, 1979 nucleotides. The record is from the annotation of a GenBank genome assembly. NCBI's taxonomy places the organism in Eukaryota, Metazoa, Rotifera, Eurotatoria, Philodinida, Philodinidae.